UGUUAAAUGUUUUACCACCAUGACUUAUACGACUGUCAUCGAGGAAAAUAAAUCUCCAUCCUGUUGUAAAGUCUUAAAACAGCACAACUCCCUCUCCCGCACCCUUUUUUUUUAAGUAAUUGGCUUAACGUAGAGGAGAUAAGCCACACGGUGUCAAAGUCCUGACAGACAACUCCCACAAUGGACACAUAAUUUGACAAUUAAGUUACCUUAAUAAUGGUGAAGAAGAUGAGACGAGACCUAAGCAAAGUUGAGACGGUUAAAAUCCUCCUUGGUCCUGGCCACGCCCCCAAGCACACAGGUGACUGACGACGCGCGAGGAGAACUUUUCCCGUGUCUUGCCUAGAGUACAAUCGCGUUCAUUCAUUCAUGUUUGUGGUCACAGUUUCCAUAUUUACUCUUCACAAAUGGUCGUUUUUUGUUGAGAAGACUCUUUUGACCUACCUUUUCACAUCUACACUGACUGAUGGGUUCUAGAUCAUAUAAAACUUUAAGGAUUUCGAUUUACGUGGGGAGUAACGCUGAAAUAAUCGCAGAGAGACGGGCAGCUGUUGCAGUGAUUCAGUAUCAUGGAGGCAUGCAGCGGGACUGUAGCAGCAACGUACGGCAGAGCUCCAGCAUCGCUGAGAGACACAUACGAUUAUGAUCCCUGUGAAGGGCCCCACCCAGAAGACGAUGAGGGGGAGGAAGAUAGGAGCUUUCAGCCAGCUGAGACUGCAGGCUGGGAAGACGCCAUUGCUGUUAUGGCACGAGGGGCGUCGAUGGUGCCUGAUCUGCCUGCAGGAUCUUCUCUGCGCUCAUGUGCCAGUACAGCCAGCAUGAAGGUCAAGAACGUGAAAAAACUCGCCCUCACCAAAGGCCAUUUCCCACGGCUGGCAGAAUGUGCUCACUUUCACUACGAGAAUGUUGACAUUGGCUCUGUGCAGUUGUCUUUAGCUGAAGAUCAGAACGACCUCACACAAAGUGGUUUCGACUCAAAGGAGGUGGUGUAUCUGGUUCAAAUCUGUUGCCAGGGUCGUAAGUGGACAGUGAAGCGUUCAUAUGAAGAGUUUCGUGUCCUUGACAAGCACCUCCAUCUCUGUAUCUAUGACAGAAAUUUCUCUCAGCUUCCUGAACUGCCCCGCGUAGACGUACUGAAGGACAAAGCCGAGACACUUUUCCAGAUGCUCACCGCAUACAUUUCCAGAUUUUCAGCCAUCGCUGAUAACAAGAUCAACUGUGGGCCAGUACUCACAUGGAUGGAGAUUGACAAUAAAGGGAACCACCUGCUGGUUCAUGAUGAAUCAUCUAUUAAUGUUCCUGCUGUAGCUGCGGCCCACGUCAUAAAACGCUACACUGCCCAAGCACCAGAUGAACUCUCUUUUGAGGUUGGAGAUAUAGUAUCAGUGAUUGAUAUGCCUCCUAAAGAUGAUACAGGGUGGUGGAGGGGAAAACAUGGUUUUCAGGUGGGAUUUUUCCCUUCUGAAUGUGUGGAACUAAUUAGUGAGAAAAUCCCAUCAAACGUGACUAACUCAUUGGCCAAGCCAGUGUCCAAGAAACACGGCAAGCUGAUCACGUUCCUGCGCACAUUCAUGAAAUCGCGUCCCACCAAGCAGAAGCUGAAACAGCGAGGUAUCCUGAAGGAGAGAGUGUUCGGAUGUGACCUCGGAGAACACUUGCUUAACUCAGGCCAUGAUGUCCCACAGGUCAUAAGAAGCUGCACUGAGUUCAUUGAGAGACAUGGAGUAGUGGAUGGGAUUUACCGCUUGUCUGGGAUUUCCUCCAACAUUCAGAAACUGCGGCACGAGUUUGACUCUGAGGAUGUUCCCGAUCUCACCAAAGACACUUAUGUCCAGGACAUUCAUUCGGUGGGAUCGCUGUGUAAGCUCUACUUCCGGGAGCUGCCCAACCCACUGCUUACCUACCAGCUCUAUGAGAAAUUCUCUGACGCUGUAUCAGCAGCCACUGACGAGGAGAGGCUGAUCAAAGUGCAUGAUGUCAUACAGCAGCUGCCUCCACCACACUACAGGACUCUUGAGUUUCUCAUGAGACAUUUAUCCUGUAUGGGAACUUACAGUAAGGUAACCAACAUGCACUACAAAAACCUUGCUAUCGUCUGGGCUCCAAAUCUCCUCAGGUCUAAACAGAUCGAGUCGGCGUGUUUCAGCGGAACCUCCGCCUUCAUGGAAGUGCGCGUUCAGUCUGUCGUUGUGGAGUUCAUCCUUAAUCACGUAGAUGCCCUCUUCAGUCCCAAACUCAGCACUUUGAUCCGCCAGAGCACAGGCCACGCUACUUUAGCUCGGCCCAAGUCUCUGCUGGUGAGCUCUCCUUCCACCAAGCUGCUUUCACUGGAGGAAGCCCAAGCUCGGACCCAAGCCCAACUCAUCUCUCCUGUGUCUCCUGACAGCAAGUAUAUUGAUGUUGGAGAGGGACCUGCCGCCCUCCAGGGCAAGUUUCACACAGUCAUAGACUUUCCGUCUGAGAGGAAGAAGGGUUCAACCAAGUCCAAAAAGUCUCCGGUUGGAAACUGGCUUUCUUUCUUUAAUAUGGGAAAGUCCUCUGCUCCUGCCAAACCCAAACUACAAAGACAUCCUAGUGAGCCCAAUGAAAUGAAGACCACGCCUCUGCCAGGUGGUAGAGGAGACACAGGAACGUUACGAUCUGCUAAAAGUGAAGAAUCUCUGUCCUCUUCACAUAACUUUGAGGGUGGAUCAAAUGUGUAUCGUCCACGCCGGCCUCUCUCCACCAGUGACGCUUUAUCCAUCUCAUUCAAUGAGGAGCUGCUGGACAGCCGAGCGACUGGGGACUCGCGGUUCAGCCUCAAAGACCUCAAGAAAGACACUGAUGCCUCUUCCUCUUGUGUGCCUGCCCUAAUAUCUCCUCCCCACCCUGCGGCGGAUUUGGAGUUUAUAGGCAUAGCUUCUUCAGACAUAGACCCACUGGCCUUUAAGUGCAGCAUGCAACCGACUGAUCCCACCGUAUCUGAUGGAAAGAAAAAAGGCAGUCGCAAGAAGGCGGGAGGCAGUGUUGUUGAAACCAAGCCCUUAGAGAAAGUCACCAGUCCGUCCCUGCCACCUGAUCUCAUCCCAGUGCGCUUGGAGGACACAAAUCACAACUCCUCUAAAGUGCUAGCUGCCCAAGAGGUGGGAACCUCUAAGAGUGGCCAGGAAGGAACCACUAGGAGUUCAGUGGCUAAAACUGUAACCAAGUCCUGUCCAUCCGACAUGACGUCUCUUAUGAAAAAGCCUAGCGUGUCCUCAAAAAGUGACGGAGGACAUCAGCGAUCUGCCAGCUUCUGCAAAGCAGAAAGUAAAUCGGCAAAUGUCAAGGAGCACAGAAGAGCAGAAUCAGGUACAGUGACAUUCGAAUGCACACCCGGCUUGGUGAGGUCCGUCUCUCUCAUAACACCCCAGCCUGCGGUAAAGAACGCUGCUCGUAUGCUAGCUUUGGAACUACAUGAAUCUGCCCAGCAGGCCACUCGACUAAGCAAACGUGGGAGCUCUGAACCCCCUACACCCGUUUCUCCUGUUCACCAUCACAACACGCUGUUCACGCUUCAGUUUCCUCCUCAACAUCCCCUACAGACAUCUUCUGAUCGAGAGGGACAGUAUGUAGCUAGGACUUUCCCGGAUCCUUCCAGCACCAUGUCUACCGAGAGCCACACCGAUGCGGGCAGCCUACGUAGCACCUGCGCCUGCCACGGCAGCGAGAGCGGCCUCAGCUUCUCUGAUGGCUGCGAUGCUUGCACGCAUGGGCCCCCUCAAGGUUUCUCUCCUCGUAGAGAUACAGAUACACAGUUGGUACCAGAAAGCCACAUAGCUAUGAGAGAGAACAUCCGCCAUGUUGGAGUUGGUACGGAUGGAGGUGGUCCAAGCCAGGAUGAUAAGAUAGAAAUGUAUGAACGUUUGCAGCCUUCAGAGAGAUUCUCAGAGAUGGACAGUCAGUCAGCCAUUGAAGCGCUACAAAACAAACAGGCGGCUAAUGCCGCAAACUUCCGAGCCAUUUUGGCGGAAACGGCUGUGCCUGCUUCGGUGCAUGAAGUUCUUCCGCACGCUUCAGAUUCUCCUCCACCCAAGGUAGUCUAUCAGUACCAACCAAAAGACAAAACGUCUGCUCACUCCCAACACUGGUCAAGCUCGAUUAGACAAAGCACGCCUUAUUAUCAGCCGGAUGAUGGGCAUUCCCAUCCCAGAGUUCUCUCAAGAAACUACUGCAAUACGCUCGCUCCACGAUCCCUGCACCAGUCUAUUAAAUUUAAAGGUCAAAGGGAAGAAUACUCUUCAGUUGGUCUAUAUAAACAUGGAGGGCCAAGGUAUCCCCCACUAGAUGGAGCCUCCGUAUAUCCGACUAUACGCCGGGUGCGCUCCAUGCACGCUCCCCCGGAGGACAAGUUUUACUUCCUUCAGCGUCAAGGCAGCCAAUAUAAACCUUACCCAAAGCCGCCACCGUCAGACAUCCGACCUUACUUCGAAGAUGGAAAAGUUCGUUACAGGUACAGCCCUUAUUCGGAAGCUCGAUACAGUAAAGUGGAUCAACACCGAGAAAACAGUCAGGGAUAUACUCUCUCUUACACUUUAAGCAAACUGCCUUCUCGUCCAUUAAAGGUUAUGGGCGGCACUGAAAACUACCGCAAGCCUCAACACAACCUGCCACUGAACAAUGAGUCUGACUUUAUGACCAGAGAUCUCCAGCCAAGAACGAAGAAUCCUCCUCUAUACGAGGGAUUUAAUUCUGGUUUAUCUGAUCGACAUUUUAGCCAGUCCAUUAGACGGGAAAGCUCAGCCAAAGAGAGGUCGUUCGGUCCAGUUUUGCCUCAGCCCCAUGUUGGAAGAAGCAGCCGGCAGUGCCAGGAGACAAUGCACUCUAGGAGCAGAUCAAACUCUGGAAAAGAGAUGCUGAUCUCCACCGAAGGGGCUGAUGGGAAGUACAGGGUAACCAUGGUGUCUCAUUACUCCCCAGAGCAAACCCUUUCUGAUCCCGAUAUGCCUACACCUUAUCAUUCAGACCGCUACGGUGGCGGGCAAGGAGCCAGAUCGGCUUAUAUAAUGAAGCAGAGUCGAUCCAUGCACAACUACUCCUCAGCAGUGCCCCGCAACCUUACUCUUCAUAAGGAAUACAGCUGCCCGGAUUUUAAACAGACCGGUUCCAGUGACAGCUAUAAAAUGACACACCCAAACCAGGACAGACUGGUGUAUAACACUCUCAGAAACUCUUCGAAAGAAGACUACCGGUACAUGACCAAGGAUUCUCAAAAGUCUAAGAGAUCUCAGAGCGUAAAAACUCGCCAUACGCCUGCUCAAACCAGAAUCAGUCUGGAGCGAGAUCACAGACAGUCAGUUUCUUCCCAAAGUCGGACAAGGACUCGUAGCAUGCACGUGCCAUCUCGCCCCGACUACUCGGAAAGUUACAUAUCGGUACACGCAAAGGUCCCCAAGACCAGUCGAGCUGGAUCUGGCGCUUUCCCGAACUAUGGCUGCAUGCCACUUCGUAAUAACAGACUUUACUCUACAGCUGUGGGCCAUGCAGGGUUUCAUCAGACAGAGCUCAGACCCGAGAUGCAGAUUUAUGCUGAAUAGGAGAUUAUAAAUAUAACCUCUGCAGGGCAGUGGUUUUCUAUUGCUAAUAAAAUUAAAAUAAUAUUUAACAUUUCAAAAUAAAAGUUAAUAUUUAACAUUUCAAAAUAAAAGUCUGAAAUGCUUUUAUUGUUCACUGAGUGGUUCGAUCACGGUAUGCACUGUAAGAUUUCUGAUGGCUUAAAUAAACACUGCAUAAAUUUAGGGGAAAUUACACCUAGAUUGUGGUGACGGGUUCUUGUGGCUUUAUUGCUGCUUUGAUUUGUUAAGGUGUGUCUUGUUAGUUUUGUCAUUUUGUUACUAGAGGUCACAGUUCGCAAAAAAACAUGAUCUUUAUUGGAUAGGAAAAUUAACAAUGGCUUUGAAUAGGUGCAAUAUAUAUAGGAGCCACUGCCUUGUGUUUUUAAAGAGUGUAGUUAUGUAGUACCAUCACUGUGGAAUCCAAACAUAGUUAUAUAUGUCAAUACCAUCAGCAUAUAUAGAUCUAACAUCUAAAUAACUACGAAAGGUCAUGAAAGCGAGAUCUGUUUUAAAUUAAUCCCCAGUAUUUUCUAUAAUCAUGCACUUUAUAGUUGGUCUGUGUUUUCAUGUACCAGGCACUUUAGUAUGGUCAUUUUUACACAUAUUUUACUUUGUUUUCUUUUUUUUUAGAGAAAAAUGUAUGUGACCUGUAAAGCCUACUGGUUUACAUAUUAUUGGCUGUAGUAACCAUUAAUGUUACAUAUGGGAAUACCUGUACUGUUUAACAGUUUUAAAAAGUGUACUGUUCUCAAUUCUAGUUGUUUUUACGCAUUUUUAUUUGUUAAUACUUUUCAUUUUGUCUCAUUAAAGUUAUUUAUUCAAAAUCA
This is a messenger RNA of Misgurnus anguillicaudatus (oriental weatherfish), 6400 nucleotides long. It is a transcript of the gene arhgap32a, whose product is annotated as Rho GTPase activating protein 32a. Gene Ontology annotation, cellular component: Golgi apparatus; cell cortex; fibrillar center. Lineage: Eukaryota; Metazoa; Chordata; Actinopteri; Cypriniformes; Cobitidae. The record is from RefSeq and is a predicted model, not a curated record. Gene Ontology annotation, biological process: small GTPase-mediated signal transduction. Gene Ontology annotation, molecular function: GTPase activator activity; protein binding; phosphatidylinositol binding.